ACUGAGGGCGACAAACGACGUGAGAAGCUGGCGGGGAUUGGCUGAGCUGCUGUCACCGACCGCUUCCUGCAGGGUCAGGGGUGGGAGGCCGGAGCUUGUAGGUAGAGGCACAUCUUCAGCUCCUGUGAAUGGGCUCAGCAUCAGAGAGGAAGAGCUGGGAAUCUCCACUCUUUACCCACAAUGUCUGGGAUCGGCAACAAGCGGGCGGUGGCAGAGCCUGGCCCCUCUGGGCCCCCAGAGAAAAAGGCAGGGGUCGAAGACUCAGGAACUACAGUGGAGACCAUUAAGUUAGGAGGUGUUUCCUCAACGGAGGAGCUGGACAUCCGAACACUGCAGACUAAGAACCGAAAGCUGGCGGAGAUGUUGGACCAGCGGCAGGCCAUCGAGGAUGAGCUGCGUGAGCAUAUUGAGAAGCUGGAGCGGCGGCAGGCCACCGAUGAUGCCUCUCUGCUGAUUGUGAACCGCUACUGGAGUCAGUUUGAUGAAAAUAUCCGCAUCAUUCUUAAACGCUAUGACCUGGAGCAAGGUCUUGGAGACCUUCUGUCUGAAAGAAAAGCCCUGGUGGUGCCAGAACCAGAACCAGACUCAGACAGCAAUCAGGAACGUAAGGAUGAGAGGGAGCGAGGGGAAGGGCUGGAGCCAGCAUUCUCCUUCCUGGCUACCCUGGCCAGCAGUACCAGUGAGGAGAUGGAGUCUCAGCUGCAGGAGCGUGUGGAGUCCUCCCGCCGAGCUGUCGCCCAAAUUGUGACAAAGUAUGACAAGCUUCAGGAGAAAAUGGACAUGCUGUCUCACAGGCUAAAUAGUGGAGAUGCGUCACUGGUGGAUGAAGCGGUCCAGGAACUAAAUUCCUACCUUGCACAUGAAAAUGGGCGGCUGCAGGAACUGGCUGAUCUACUCCAGGAAAAGCACCGAAUCAUGUCUCAAGAGUUCUCCAAGUUGCAAGAGAAAGUAGAGAUGGCAGAGUCGCGGGUGUGCGUGCUGGAGACCAUGAUCGAUGACCUUCAGUGGGAUAUUGACAAGAUCCGCAAGAGAGAGCAGCGGCUCAACCGACACCUGGCCGAUGUGCUGGAACGGGUGAAUUCAAAAGGUUACAAGGUAUAUGGAGCUGGGAGCAGCCUCUACGGGGGUACGAUCACCAUCAAUGCUCGCAAGUUUGAGGAAAUGAACGCUGAGCUGGAGGAGAACAAGGAGCUGGCUGGGAACCGCCUAAGUGAGCUGGAAAAGUUACGCCAGGAUCUCGAAGAGGUGACGGCACAGAAUGAUAAACUGAAGGUGGAGUUGCGGAGGGCGGUGGAAGAGGUUGUGAAGGAGACUCCUGAGUACCGCUGCAUGCAGUCCCAGUUCUCGGUCCUGUAUAAUGAAAGUCUUCAGCUGAAGGCACAUCUGGAUGAGGCACGCACUCUGCUUCACGGCACUCGCAGCACACACCAGCGCCAGGUGGAACUCAUUGAGCGGGAUGAGGUCAGCCUCCACAAGAAGCUGCGCACAGAGGUGAUCCAGCUGGAGGACACUCUGGCACAGGUCCGCAAGGAGUAUGAGAUGCUGAGGAUAGAGUUUGAACAGACACUUGCUGCCAAUGAACAAGCAGGUCCAAUAAAUCGGGAGAUGCGUCACCUCAUCAGCAGCCUCCAGAAUCAUAACCACCAGCUGAAGGGGGAGGUGCUGAGGUACAAGCGCAAGCUGAGGGAGGCCCAGUCUGACCUGAGCAAGACUCGCUCCCGCAGUGGGAGUGCCCUCCUGCAGUCCCAGUCCAGCAUUGACGAGAUCAAGGAGGAACCACCGGAGGUCAAACAGGAGCCUGAUGAUUCCUCUGCCCAGGCGUCUGUGCCCAAGGCUGCCCCCGAGGAUGCCAGUGAUGCCAAGGCCAAGCGAGAUGAAGAGGAGAGGGAGCGCGAGAGGCGGGAGAAGGAGAGGGAGCGUGAGAAGGAGAAAGAGAAGGAGAGAGAGCGGGAAAAGGAGAAGGAAAAAGAACGGGAGCGGGAGAAGCAGAAGCAGAAGGAGUCUGAGAAGGAGAGAGAGUCCACCAAGGAGAAAGGGAAGCAUGAGGAUGGGAGGAAGAAAGAAGCUGAAGUGAUCAAGCAGCUGAAGGCUGAUCUCAAGAAAGCCCAGGAGAGCCAGAAGGAAAUGAAGUUGCUGUUAGACAUGUACCGCUCAGCCCCAAAGGAGCAGAGAGACAAAGUGCAGCUCAUGGCAGCUGAGAAGAAGGCCAAAGCUGAGCUGGAUGAGCUGAGGCAGAGGGUGAAGGACCUGGAGGACAAAGAGAAAAAAGAAAGUAAAAAAAUGGCAGAUGAGGAUGCCCUACGCAAGAUCCGGGCAGUGGAGGAGCAGAUCGAGUAUCUGCAGAAGAAAUUAGCCAUGGCCAAGCAGGAGGAAGAGGCCCUGCUUUCAGAAAUGGAUGUCACUGGACAAGCCUUUGAGGAUAUGCAAGAGCAGAACAUUCGCCUUAUGCAGCAGUUGCGGGAGAAGGAUGAUGCCAACUUCAAGCUGAUGUCAGAACGCAUCAAGUCAAACCAGAUCCAUAAACUACUGAAGGAGGAGAAGGAGGAGCUGGCAGACCAGGUCCUGACCCUGAAGACGCAGGUGGAUGCUCAGUUACAGGUUGUGCGGAAGCUGGAGGAAAAGGAACACCUGCUACAGAGCAAUAUAGGCACUGGAGAGAAGGAGCUAGGCCUCCGAACCCAGGCGCUGGAGAUGAACAAACGCAAGGCAAUGGAUGCAGCCCAGCUUGCAGAUGAUCUCAAAGCACAAUUAGAGCUGGCUCAGAAGAAGCUCCAUGACUUUCAGGAUGAGAUUGUGGAGAACAGUGUGACUAAAGAGAAGGAUAUGUUCAACUUCAAACGGGCUCAGGAGGACAUCUCCAGGUUGCGUAGGAAGUUGGAGACCACAAAGAAACCCGAUAUGGUGCCCAACUGUGAUGAGAUCUUGAUGGAGGAGAUCAAGGAUUACAAGGCGCGUCUGACCUGUCCGUGCUGCAACAUGCGUAAGAAGGAUGCUGUGCUCACCAAGUGCUUUCACGUCUUCUGCUUUGAGUGUGUGAAGACGCGCUACGACACCCGGCAGCGCAAGUGCCCCAAGUGUAAUGCUGCCUUUGGUGCCAACGACUUCCAUCGGAUCUACAUCGGCUGAGUCUCGCCACGGAGAGACAGAGGCACCUCUUCCGCCGACCACCCAGCCCCUUUCUCUGAUUGUCUGUCUGUCACCAGCACGGCAGUCACUGCUUCUCCACCAACCCACGUUCUCUUCCAGAACAAGUGACCCUGGGUUAGGGAGUGGGGAGAGGCAGGUUUUGGAUCUCUGCUCAUCUUCUCUUCCUUUCUGCCUUUCCCUUUAAUCUUGAUGGGACUUCCACCCCACAGUGGUCAUUCCCACUCACCCCCUCCACACUGCUGAGUCGGGGUUGCUGCUGUGGAGUAAUAAAGCCUAACUCAACCCUAACCCCAGGUGUGAUGGGAAUUGCCCAUGGCAGAAUAGAGAUGAGUCUGAGGCCUUGAAAUAGCCUUGGGUAUUAAAUGGAUGAUGUUAGGGUAAAUUUUUGUUUUCUAUUAAAACCUUUUCCCCUGCUUACAACAAACCCCUUGGAAGGUGGGAAAUUUGUGUCCUUCCUAGAAAUGUCCCUCUCGGUGUGUUUGUGUGCUGGUGAUUGUUUUUGUAGGGGUGCUUGUGAGGGCUGGGCAGCAUACCUAGCUUUUUCAUUCUUGUAGGCUUGUUCAGCGUGAAUAGCCUACCAGUUAAAGGCCCUAAGGCAGGAGGGAACUUAAGCACAGGGGUGGCUCCAGGUACCAGCGCAGCAAGCACGUGCCUGGGGCAGCAAGCCACAGGGGGCAGCCUGCCGGUCACUGUGAGGGCGGCAGUCAGGCUGCCUUUGGUGACAUGCCUGCAGGAGG
This is a messenger RNA of Mauremys mutica (yellowpond turtle), 3884 nucleotides long. RefSeq names its product ring finger protein 20 (gene RNF20). The coding region runs from base 181 to 3126 and encodes 981 amino acids. Gene Ontology annotation, cellular component: HULC complex; nucleus. The transcript has 21 exons. The record is from RefSeq and is a predicted model, not a curated record. Gene Ontology annotation, molecular function: metal ion binding; ubiquitin protein ligase activity. Lineage: Eukaryota; Metazoa; Chordata; Testudines; Geoemydidae.